CACUAAUAUAACUCCAAUAACCACAAUGCACCUCUUUGACGCCAACAACAAGGAAGUAGGUGAACUGGUAACUACAAGAAACGUUAGCUUUGCUGUCAACUUCCCUCACAGUAGCCAGCGACCUAUUUCAGCUUUGAUAAAUGUUUAGCACAUAGAGGACAGCGCAGACGCAUUGUCAUUGUUAGCAAAUCAAAAGCAAGAUGUCAGGGAAAAGUCAGAGCAACGAGUCUGUAGUUAUACGAAGUAUCAGACAGUUCCGAGAGAAGUACUUCAAUGCAAGGAAAAACGUCAAUGAUCAGGCGCAUGCAGCAGCAGACACCAGUGAAGACGCACCUCCGGCCUUUUUGGACUGUUUACCCGUAAGAUACAGGACUUGUGAAGUUGUGAAAGCCAGUUGGCUACUUCUAAUGAUCAGAUUUUUUGUUGUUGGAGGGAUCUAAUGAGAAAUGAUAUAAUAUACUGUGGGUAUAGAGCAAGUGACUUGGAAUAUUUUAAUUUAUCGGACAUUUGGGAAAUGUUCCGGUCAUCCAUAUGCAUUGGGUGCGUAACCCAUUAGGCCAGAGCCUUUCAUAUUGCACCAGUUCAGGUAGUCAAGGGCUAUGGACGUUUGGUGAAUACGACCCUGAUGUGUAGAAACAGUAUGUACCAUCAUCAACCAGCACAUUCAAUACUUCACUCUCUCCUCUCCUCCUCGCCCCUCUCCUGCUCUCUCCAUCUCUCCCACUACAGGUGGACUUACAGUUCCUGAUCAUGACCCUGCUGUCUCCUGUGGACCUCUGUCGUCUGGGGGCCACCAGUAGCUACUGGAGGGCUGUGGUCAGAGACCCCUUACUAUGGAGAUACUUCCUGGUCAGGGACAUGCCUAAUUGGCCCUCCAUCGACCAUGUGACCAUGCCCCGGUUAGAGGCCUUACACACCCCUCUGUGUGUGGGGGAGGAGGGGAUGGUGGAGCCAGGACAUGACUUCAUGACAGAGUGGGUAGUGGUCUGAAACUCUGGUAUUGGAAUGCAUGAGGAAGGCAACAAGGAUUUACUGUGAUAUGUGGUCAUCUUACCUAAGUUGAAUGAACUAACUGACACUCAGGAAAAUAGUGUCUGCUAAAUGACAAAAAUGUAAAUAAUGAAGCCUUGUUGAAUGCAUAAAUAGUCUAGUACCCAGGCUAUGGAGUGACUGUGAAUGCAUUUGGUUGGUAGAUUGAUUUUCCAGGAGGCCAUAAAAGUCCGACUUGUCAAGAUAUUUUGCUUGAGUCAUUGGUCAAGUCCAAAUGUAUUAGUCACUCACUCAUAAUGUUCAACUUCAGCAAUGGAACUGGCCCUCCCUGCCUACCUAAGUAAUAAUUGCCUGUCCCUUCUUAGUUAUCUAAAGGGCUACCCAGCCUGCAGACAGCGAUGGUGUCCCCAGAGGCCGCCCUACAGGGUUGUGACCUCCUUCCUCCAGUCGCUGGUGGUCACCACCACUGAGCCACGCUACGCCAUGUUUGGCCCCGGCAUGGAACAGCUAGAUGUCUCCAUGGUGACCAGGCUCAUGCACACCCCAGAUGUGCUCCCUGUAGCAGGGAUACCCCAGAGACAGAUCAACGGUGGGUUACCCACUCUCCUCUCUGAUCCAUGCUUUUAGAGGGUCCACCUCCUCGAGACUUUCUGUGACAGGUGAAAGCAAAAUAGACACAGUUAAAAUAAACAUCAACCAUAUUGGUGUUACCUGAAUUGUGUUUGCUUAUAAUAAACUAAACAGCUGAAUAAGUAAGGUAGGGACAGGACAUGGUGAACAGUUGGAAAACCAUCCUGCACUAGUACUGACCAACCAGAAGGGGGCACUCUUGCUUCACACUAGCAGUUGCCAAGUUCUGUGCUGUGGUGGGCAGCCGACCUAAAGCCUUUGGGUUUUUUUUGGCUCACCAACUAAACAAAACCAAUGUUGUUAUUUUUUCCAGGUAUUGGAUCUGGGAUUAGUUACAUGUACAAAAACCAGCACAAAUUCAAUAUUCUGACUCUCUACUCAACCAACAGGUUAGUGUUAUCAGUAUUGUCCUCCAAUGACUGAUUUGGGAUGUACUGUUACCAUUCAAGGUAUUGCAAUGGCCAACCCAGGCGCUCAUGUGCAUGCGUGUGUGUAUAUGUCUACCCUAACCCCUUGUGUUUGUGUGUGCAGGGCAGAGAGGGAGAGAGCCCGCGUGGAGCAGCAGAGUGUCAGCAACAAACUCUUCAUCCUGGAGGGAACAGACCAAUCAGGACACCCACAUUUUAGCCCCACCCCUCAGGUCCAGGAAGUGUGUCAGGCGGUGGAUGGGUUCAUCUAUGUGGCCAACGCAGAGCCAGGAAGAGGUAAUACCAAGAUGCCAUUACAUUCCUCAUACAUGCUCCUAUUCCUAGGGCCUUGUUGCCAAGCCCGAGAAAGGUGAGACCAAAGCCCCAUUCCAUUACUAUCGCCUGUAUCUGCAACCCUGGGGCCUUGCUGCCUCCUUGCAGGCUUUUUGGUAAUUUAGCAGAUGCUUAUUCUUUAUUUGUGACACAAUGUAAAUGUGAUUUUCUGUAUUCCAAUCUCAUUUUGUAUGACUGUGUGUGUCAUGCCGUGCAUUAGAAAUUAUGCAGUUGUUUAUGGUAACAUCUCUACAACUCUGCCGUGUGAAAAUGUCACCAUAUUAUGUGUCUGUCUCCUAUUAGAUGAUGAGGGGGCGGUGGAGACUGCUCAGAUCCAGGCGUUGGUGGACCCUGCCUUAGGCUCGUCCUCCAGACCCCUCCUGGUCCUGUCCUGUGUGUCCAGAGAGGAACCAGACCCGAUCAGAACCACCAGCUCCAGUACUACCAGAGCCAGCACCAGGACCCCCUGUGUGGAUAUGGCCCAGAGACUCUGCCUGCCCAUGCUGCCCAACCCCUGGAUGGUGAGUCUGUCAGUCUAUCUAGUCUGUCUGUCUGUGUAGUGUGUCUUGUCUUGUCUGUCUGUCUUUGUGAAACACCCUUUGUAUUUGGCCGUCUCUUUCCAGGUUCAGGACACAGUAGCAGAGUCUCUGUCUGGUGUCUUAGAUGGGAUCUCCUGGCUGCUGGGGUGUUCUGGUCUCAGGCUGUAGCUAGCUGUCUAAGGAACUACCUUCAGGACCGAAACAACACACUACAGAACCAGAAGAAAUGCUUCUGAAGGAAUGUUUUACCUCUGAUGUGCCUUGCUUCAAUGAAUCACAUAAAAAAAGUUAUUAUUGGGUAAAUACUUUGUAAUUAGCCUGUAAUGAUCUUUCCUCGAUAGUGGGUUGUGAAGUUUUAACAGUAGCUAUGGUACUGUAAUGAAUAUUAUGAAGAUGAAUGAAGGGUUUUGAUAUUACUACUACGGUGUACUUUAGAAUCAUAUUGACGUGACAAUGAAUUGUAUUUUUUGAUACCUAUAUUUAGGGAAAUCAUGCAAUUAUUCUCCAAUUUCUUUCAUAUAAUUUAUACAAUAUUAUACUACGAAAUGUGUAUGCUUUUAUUUUCUUUAAUUGUUUAUAUUCAUGUUGUUAUUUACCCCUGUAUAAGUUGUUAUAAAGGAACUGAAAAUACAUGCAUGUGUACAGUGCCUUUGGAAAGUAUUCA
Coregonus sp. 'balchen' is the source of this 3563-nucleotide messenger RNA. NCBI's taxonomy places the organism in Eukaryota, Metazoa, Chordata, Actinopteri, Salmoniformes, Salmonidae. The record is from the annotation of a GenBank genome assembly.